Penicillium psychrosexuale is the source of this 825-nucleotide messenger RNA. RefSeq lists its product as uncharacterized. The transcript has a single exon. NCBI's taxonomy places the organism in Eukaryota, Fungi, Ascomycota, Eurotiomycetes, Eurotiales, Aspergillaceae. The record is from RefSeq and is a predicted model, not a curated record. The coding region runs from base 1 to 825 and encodes 274 amino acids.
AUGCUCAAUGCAGAAGAAGGCACAGAAACCCUCCUCGCCAUCUACAAAGGCUAUAUAAAUAUCGCGCUCACGCACUCAACCGGCAUCGUCCUCGAAACACGAACAUGGCGCGGCUCUCCGGCAUGGUCUUCCAAACUCGACCUUUCCGUCCCGCAGAUCCUCAAUCUGAACCGCGCGGCAGUGAAAAUCCUCCGUGAUCUCAGACCCAAGAUUGAGACGCCAUCUACUCCGAUCGUUAUCAGCGGGACGCUGGGGACUCUCCAGGAUGCGUACCAGGAUUCCACGGAUACGGUUUCUUUCUCUCAGGCGCAGGAGAAUUACCGCGCCCAGGUUCGCAUUUUCGCUGAGGAAGGUGUAGACAUGGUGUCGAUUAUGACUGCUACGAAUCUCAAUGAGGCUGCGGCGGCUGUGUGUGUGGCGCGCGAGUAUAAUCUCCCUAUUCUCGUCUCGUUUAGUAUUGAGGUUGAUGGACGGUUGCGGGGAAAGAGAACGCUUGAAGAUGCGGUGCGGGAAGUCGAUCGUCGCACGGGGAACUAUACGACGUAUUUCGGUGUGAAUUGUGCACAUCCGCGUCAUAUCAGGACGGCAUUGCGGGAUGUUCCUGAGGAUGUGAGGUCGAGGAUUGGGGCUAUUCGAGGGAAUGCGAGUCUUAAGAGUCAUGAUGAGCUUGAUAACUCGCUAGUGCUGGAUCGGGGCGAUGUUUCGGUGUGGGCUCAAGAGUUCAAUGGGCUUUUGGAUAUGUUGCCCGAACUGAAAGUCGUUGGGGGUUGCUGUGGCACGGAUGAAGAGCAUAUUGAGACUCUUGCGAGAGGAAUUUACAGGUAA